Dentiscutata erythropus is the source of this 1422-nucleotide messenger RNA. The record is from the annotation of a GenBank genome assembly. NCBI's taxonomy places the organism in Eukaryota, Fungi, Glomeromycota, Glomeromycetes, Diversisporales, Gigasporaceae.
AUGUCUUCUGAUAAAGGAGUAAAUAUUAUUGACAUUUAUGUAAAAUGUCUCUCAGAAAUGCAAAGACAGACCUUAAUAUGCAACAAUAUAAAUAUUCAAGAGGAUUUUAAGCCAGUUCUCUUUAAUUACCCCAAAUACUUAUGGCUUUUGAAUUGUAAUUCUUUCGAUGUAGUAUUGUCUGCUUGGUGCAGGAAGACCGUUAAACGUACUACUAAUAAUGAAGAAUUUCAAAAUGCAUUACAUCUUUGCAAUAUAACAAUCGGUCAAUAUAUAUUAAGUCACUCCGCCGGCUUACGUACAUUAAGCAUUAUUGAUCACUGCGAUCAUAAUAAAAUUUGCCUUAUGUACCUUCCAUUGGAUCCAUGUGUGAAAGGAAUUUUGCAUACUUUUUCAAAAUUGGCCAUAUUAAAUAUAAAAAUCCGGCCUUCCCAGAUAACAGCGUUAAAUAUAUCUCUACUUUGUGAGAAAUUAUCUUUAUAUGCUCGUAAUAUUAAAAAUCUUAAUAUCUCUAUAAAUACGAUUGAAAACGAGUUUAUUCAACCAGAAAUAUGCAAACAUUUAUUCCAAUUGAUCAAUUCUCAACACAAACUUCAAUAUCUCACCAUUUGCUUUUCUUGGGAUAAUUCGCAAUCACCUUUAUUUUUCUCUGCUCUCUCAAGUCAAUCUCAUUCUUUAAAAUAUCUUGAAAUAAUUCAAUUCUAUGACAUUCCUCUCUUAAUUUCUUAUUUAUCACCUUUUAACUUAGAUACAUUGAACUUUGUUUAUUACUAUAGACGAAACAUACAAAUCGAGCCAAGUCCUCUACCAAUUUUACAUUCAGGAACACAAUUUCGAAUUAAAGAAUUAGUGAGUUGCGGGGUGACCCACUAUCCUGUAUUCAAUCCAUUUUUUUCUAUAAUUAUCAGAAUGUCUGGGUCGAGUUUACAAGAAUUAUCGCUUAGAGGUUCUGACAAAUUAUGGAUAAACGCAAUUACUCAAUGCCCGAACCUUACUUCCUUAACAGUAGCGAUCGAUUUCUCAAUGCAUGAGUGUUUCAUACAAGCUCUUUCAAAGUUAAAAAAGCUUCAAUUCUUAGAAGUAAAAAAAGGACAAGAUAAUACAAAAUUUACCAAAGAUGCGAUUUUACAAAUCGCAAAAACAAUUUCUACCACACUUGAAGAGUUAGAUUUCGAUUUAACAGCUAAUCAAGAAUAUUUGGUUGCAUUUCUUGCGGAGUGUAAAUUUUCAUUGUCCAAAUUAACUAUUUAUCUGGAUGAACUAGAUAAUGAAACUUUAAAUUUUAUAAUAGAUUACGCCAUUAAAACAGGUAAUUUGAAAGAAUUAUGUUAUGAGGCUACUCAAAGUUUUACAGAUGAUGUUUUGUUGAGAGCAAAAAAGGUUAUUCCUAUAAUUACAGAAAUUGGCUUUGGGUUGUUUGAUUAA